GAUGAUGAUUUAGGUUGCAUCACCUUUACAUUUAUAAAUAACAGCUCACACAGAAGCUUACGCUCAAAAUGUUACUAUCAGACUGUGUAUACAGGACACGUGAAGGACGCUGAGUUGGUGCGGAGUUCGUCCCGGCAUGUGUGGUCGUGCUGGGAUGGAUUCCACUUCGUUUUCCUCCGUGGCGGGUCUGGGUGCAGUGGACCCUCAGAUGCAGCAUUUCAUCGAGGUGGAGACUCAGAAGCAGCACUUGCAGCAGCUGGUGCAUCAGAUGCAAUCUGUGUUAGGUGAAGCACAUGGACAAGCCUGGACCACAAAGCUGGACAGUCGGGCUGAGGCCUGUUUUGUGAACGGCAUUGAGCACUUCGUUGAUAUAAACCAAUUCAUCCUGAAUUGA
Molecule: messenger RNA, 394 nt
Organism: Nycticebus coucang (slow loris)
Lineage: Eukaryota; Metazoa; Chordata; Mammalia; Primates; Lorisidae
Product: mitochondrial import inner membrane translocase subunit Tim8 A-like
Exons: 1
Coding region: 137-394 (85 amino acids)
Source: RefSeq, a predicted model, not a curated record